Anguilla anguilla (European eel) is the source of this 2287-nucleotide messenger RNA. It is a transcript of the gene etv7, whose product is annotated as ETS variant transcription factor 7. Gene Ontology annotation, molecular function: DNA-binding transcription factor activity, RNA polymerase II-specific; sequence-specific DNA binding. Gene Ontology annotation, biological process: regulation of transcription by RNA polymerase II; cell differentiation. The record is from RefSeq and is a predicted model, not a curated record. The transcript is spliced from 8 exons. Bases 890 to 2209 code for a protein of 439 amino acids. Gene Ontology annotation, cellular component: nucleus. Lineage: Eukaryota; Metazoa; Chordata; Actinopteri; Anguilliformes; Anguillidae.
UCCGGUCCUUUCGUUUUCAUUUCCCGGAAGGUUACUUAAAAUAUAUCAUGCGAUCCUAAAAGUACUGAAAGGCUACCGUCGACUCAGUUUCAAUAUUCGGCCUUACCGUAGGCUAAAGACGAAUUUAUAGACUUCGCUGUUAAAGUUGCUUUAGCAAUUCAAACUAGUCAACUGUUAAAUUAACAGGAUUUGGGAAAAGUGGUUUUCUUCCAUCUCAGGUAAAGGAACAUGAGUGACGGCUCCUCACAACUACCUUUUAUCAAGGUAAGUUCAGUGCAGUAAACCAGGAAAUGCUAAACCUGUAUACAAUGUUAUUGAAUUUACUUUUAAACGAUGGGUGUAAUUAUGCUUUACAUGUAAUAAACACGUAGGCUAUAAUGGCGAAUUGACAUUGAAGAGAAAGUUCGCCUAAAGGAAUAUCAGAGUAAAACCGAAAUUCCCCGUAAGGAAGUAUUGGACCUCUCGUUUGUCAUUCCUAGCUCAUCAAAGUGAAAGGUGGCAAUAGCUUCAUACUCGAAAUGUAACCUACAAGCUCGACAGCCAUUUCAAAACUAGGAAUAGAUUACUUUCACUUUUAAUAUGAGAAUAACGUUUUGUUACGGUAUGAAUCACUUGCGUAGCCUGUAAGCUCCAGUAAUUGCGUUUAACGAAUUGGUAGGCUAACUGAACUUUUUUGUUGUUUUGCAGAGAUUUUUUGUUUUAAUAUUUAUUUGAAUUGCCAAGGUGCAACAGCUACGAAUCGUCAAGAAGAGUGAAUAAUAACAUAAUUAUAAAUAAAAUAAACUGAUAUUAUUAAUGUUCUAUACAUUUUUAUUACAAUAAAAUGCGUCGAAAGAUCUUAAUAGAAAAAACAGGGCCAAGGCGGUAAACAUUCAACAGGCUAUCCGACAUGUUUAUUAAUGAUGCGCAGUUAGUAUGUUUAAUACAGCAAAAGUUGAUGAUUGUUGUGUGCUUUCAGCAGGAUUGUGGGGGGAGAAGCAGCCCCCAAGCUGCUUGUUCGCCCGCUUCUCCCGCGGCAGUUACGGUCCCGCGCAGCCCAGUAUCUUCCGUAUAUCCUGGUGCUCACGAGGAGCUCUGUCGGCUCCCCGGAAGACUUCGCAUAAACCCGUCUCUAUGGGGUAAGGACGACGUGAGUCACUGGCUGCACUGGGCCCAGAAAGAGUACUCACUGCGCAGGACGGACCAGGCCAAGUUCGAGAUGAAUGGCAAAGCCCUCUGCCUCCUGACCAAAGAAGACUUCCGCCUGCGCUGCCCUAGUUCAGGGGACGUCCUGUACGAGCUUCUGCAGCAGGUGAAGCAGCAGAGGCGGGCCAUGGUGUGCUGUUACCUCCCCAGACCCUCGCAGAGGCCGGGCGCCCCUUCGCCUCCGCACAGAGACACAAACGGGAGCGCAGUUCCCCCUGGCCUGUCCUACAGGUCAGUCCCUGUGUGCGAGGGGAACCUACACCCCAACAGCUCGACCAUGGCCACGCAUAAGAAUGACCAUUUCCAGGACCUUAGGGAACUGUCUUCACCUCCUUUCACCUAUCCCAGGCAGCAGACACAUUUAGGAGAACUCUCUGUCCAAUCAGAUUUGCAGAGGAACCUGGCCCAGACUACUGCUGAGUCUGAACAGCACCUGUCGCCCGCGGCGACCGCACAGCACACCGGCUCCCUGGCCCGGCCCGGCCUACCCACAGUCCUCUGCUGCAAAGAGGAGCCUCUCAACCUGUCCAGCAGGGCGGCAAACCCCAGUUCCAGGAGCACUACCCAGCCCAGCGAAGCCAACGGCAAGAUUCCAGACUGCCGGCUGCUCUGGGACUACGUGUAUCAGCUGCUGUCCGACAGCCGCUACGCGCCCUUCAUCCGAUGGGUAGACCCAGAGUCCAUGGUGUUCCGGGUGGUGGAUCCCAACGGGCUGGCCCGGCUGUGGGGGAACCACAAGAACAGGGCUAAUAUGACCUAUGAGAAAAUGUCCAGAGCACUACGACACUACUACAAGCUCAACAUCAUUAAGAAAGAGCCUGGUCAGAAACUGCUAUUCCGGUUUCUGAAGACUCCAGAGGAGAUACUGAACAGCAGAGCUGACCGGCUGGACCAAGCAGAGUCCCCGGACCACCUGUCUUCCCCCGACUUCAGAGAGGACAGCCUGGAGGUGUCUCCUGCAUCCAGCCCCAGCCCUCCCUCCCCAGUGUCUGUAGCCACGCCCCUCACCCCCUCAGCCAUCUGAACCUGUCACACAUACCCAUCCCCUCACCCCCUCAGAACCACACACUCACCCCUCACCCCUCUCUGAACCUCACACACA